This is a messenger RNA of Amborella trichopoda, 911 nucleotides long. Its product is annotated as small ribosomal subunit protein uS7. Gene Ontology annotation, cellular component: small ribosomal subunit. Gene Ontology annotation, molecular function: structural constituent of ribosome; RNA binding. The record is from RefSeq and is a predicted model, not a curated record. Lineage: Eukaryota; Viridiplantae; Streptophyta; Magnoliopsida; Amborellales; Amborellaceae. Gene Ontology annotation, biological process: translation.
UAGUAGAUAGUGGAGAUUGGGAAGUUAGGGUUUUUGGGCACAUUUCCAGUCGCCUCUCCUGUAAAAGGUUAGAAGAGAAGAUGGCGGAGGUCGCUACACUCCCUGAAGUGAAGCUUUUCAAUCGCUGGUCCUUUGAAGAUGUCGAGGUUAGUGAUAUCUCUUUAGCAGAUUAUAUCGCUGUCGCCCCAUCUAAACAUGCAACAUUUGUCCCUCAUACUGCUGGCCGUUAUUCAGUAAAGAGAUUCCGCAAGGCUCAGUGCCCCAUUGUGGAGAGAUUGACAAACUCCCUCAUGAUGCAUGGGAGAAAUAAUGGCAAAAAAUUGAUGGCUGUGCGCAUAGUCAAGCAUUCGAUGGAAAUUAUCCACCUUCUCACUGAUCAAAAUCCGAUCCAAGUAAUAGUUGAUGCAGUUAUAAACAGUGGGCCAAGGGAAGAUGCAACUAGGAUAGGUUCAGCUGGUGUUGUGAGGCGGCAAGCCGUGGAUAUCUCUCCAUUGAGGCGUGUGAAUCAGGCCAUUUACCUUCUAACUACUGGUGCUCGUGAGAGUGCUUUUAGAAACAUUAAAACGAUAGCAGAGUGCUUGGCCGAUGAGCUCAUCAAUGCAGCUAAGGGAUCAUCUAACAGCUAUGCCAUCAAGAAGAAGGAUGAGAUUGAAAGAGUUGCAAAAGCUAACCGUUGAUGGAUUUGCUUUACUGGCGUAUUUUUCUUUCCCAAGAGGGCAUUAAAGAGAUAAUGUGAGAAAUCAACUGAAUCUGGCUUUUAUUUGUGGUAGUUCUUGGAUGGAGCUUGCCUUUCCCUUUCUCUUUUUGAAUAUGUAUGAACUUUUGGAGCGAAAAGAAUUGCAAUUUUCGCUUUUUUCCAUGAAACCAAGGAUUCUAAGAAAUGAGCACAAAAUACUUUUGCGCAAGGGUCA